GUGCCGGGGCUGUGAAGCGCGGCAGUCUUUCUCUGCUUGGCCGCGCCUCGCUUCCUCUCCUCCCUCUCGGCGGUGCUUCCCGGCCGGGCUCCGCGUCUUCUUUCCGGCUGUAGGGAGUCUCUCGUUACUAUCUCUGUCUCCCUCGCCCCCCAACCGGGUGCUCUCUGUAGGCCGUCUCCUCACUUCUCUCGCCCCUUUUAGAUGGCCGGAGAGCUUCCCAUUACUUUCAUUGGGGAGAAAUAAGAAUGAGGAUUAUUUUUAUUUAUGCUCUAUUGAAAGCAUUGGCUGCCCAACUUCAGUGAACUCUGGGCAGCGCACAAUAGUAGGGGGAAAAUAAUAACAUCCCAGUUUUCAGCUGCAAAUUUUGUCUUCCGCUUACGGCACAGCCAGGUCCUUCCAUUUCCAGUCGUCUUUCCCCAAUCUGGGCCUUCCAGGGGUGUUGGAAAAAAAAACACCUCUUACAGAAACUUCCAGGUUACUUUCUCAGGGAUGACUCAAUUAGGUGCCAUUGCAGCUUUGGCUGCUAGCUUAAUGGCAGCUUCUCUUUUUUCUGCAAUACACAAGAUUGAAGAAGGACAUAUUGGUGUUUACUACAGAGGAGGAGCACUUCUGACAUCUACAAGUGGACCUGGUUUCCAUCUAAUGCUCCCUUUCAUAACUUCCUAUAAAUCAGUACAGACCACCUUACAAACAGAUGAAGUAAAGAAUGUUCCAUGUGGCACAAGCGGAGGUGUGAUGAUCUAUUUUGACAGAAUUGAGGUGGUGAAUUUCCUGAUCCAAAGUGCAGUCUAUGAUAUAGUAAAGAACUAUACUGCAGACUAUGAUAAGGCUCUCAUCUUCAACAAGAUUCACCAUGAGCUGAACCAGUUUUGCAGUGUUCACACACUUCAGGAAGUUUAUAUUGAAUUGUUUGAUCAGAUUGAUGAAAACCUAAAACUGGCUCUCCAACAAGAUCUGACAACUAUGGCUCCAGGACUCAUCAUACAGGCAGUUCGAGUUACAAAGCCAAACAUCCCAGAAACUAUUCGGAGAAAUUAUGAGCUCAUGGAGAGUGAAAAGACAAAACUGUUGAUUGCGGCUCAGAAGCAGAAAGUUGUGGAGAAAGAGGCUGAAACAGAACGCAAAAAGGCUCUCAUUGAGGCAGAAAAAAUUGCCCAGGUGGCUGAGAUAACAUACGGGCAGAAGGUGAUGGAAAAAGAAACAGAGAAGAGAAUAUCUGAGAUUGAAGAUGCUGCGUUCCUUGCCAGAGAAAAAGCGAAGGCGGAUGCUGAAUGUUACACAGCCAUGAAGAUAGCAGAAGCCAACAAGCUAAAACUGACCCCAGAAUACUUGCAGUUAAUGAAAUACAAAGCGAUUGCCUCUAACAGCAAAAUCUACUUCGGCAAAGAUAUACCCAACAUGUUUAUGGAUCACGCUGGGACUCCCACUAAGUUUUCUGAAGGGCAGGCAGAGGAGCUAAAAGAUGAAAGUUGGCUGGAAGCAGGGGAAGAUUUGUGAAGUCAUGAGCAGCCAGAAGGACAGCACAAUCCUUGUCUGAAUCCAUCCGAACUGGCAUUUGGCUAUUUGAUGUGUGGUGUCUACCUUCCAGAAUGUGAUGAAGCACUGAACCUACUAGGCCAGAAAGAAGAACACCCUCUGUUCUGUAAAGACAGCCUGAAGAAGCACUGCAACUCAGUCUUCUGACUUCAUCUUUCUUAGCAGUCAAGAUAUGCUGCCUUAUUGAUCUUUGUGCCGAUUGAGGGAGCAACAGUGAAUCAUGGUAAAAGAAGAGGCAGCGUGCCUAUGAUUGACUCUGCCUCCACUUCAAUAAGAUGAAGCAUGCUCAAUUUUAUUUUUGGAGCAAGAGAAGUCUUUUCAUGUGAGAAACCCAACUAUCCCCUUAUACUUGUACAUAUACUACAGGUCAAGUCCACCACAUAGGAAUUUUCGGGGGUGGGGGAGGAUUGAAAAAAGAACUCGCUCCCUCUUUUGGUAAUGGCAAAUUAGUCUUGAUAUAGCCCAACCUUAUUCCUUCUAGAAGUUUUGGGACUUCCAACUCCCCGUGAUGUAAGUUGUUGGAGUAACUGGGAAGUCCAUGAGUUACAGUCCCAACCCUUCUGAAGGGAUAAGGUUCAGUAGGCUGAUUUUUUUUUUCAGGGGGGGGGGACUUUAUGUGGAUGAGCAGAUCAUCUCUGCAUGCUGAAUUAUUUGCAUUCAUGAGCAUCGUCUCCAGUAAUUGGAUUUCACUAGUCAUCAGUUGCAACCUAUUCCUUCAAAAAUAAAGGUGCUAAUUUUGAAUUUUUUAAACAAGAAGUACACUACAGAUUAAAAGCCUUGGAAUAGAAACAUGGAGCAUUAAACAUUAACUAAAGAUAUGUCAGUUGGUGCUUAUUUCAAGAUCUGCAGAGCACAUCUAGACCGUAUGUCCACCUUCCUACCCUGUAGAAAUUGGUUGGGACACUAUGGGACAAAUGUCAGAUGAAAUGGUUCUUUUGUCCUUACAUUAAAUGGAGAAGUGCUUGUCCUCUGUCUGGAAGUUCUUCUAUAAUAAUAUGCAGUUCAUAGAGGGAAUCCAU
This is a messenger RNA of Pseudonaja textilis, 2555 nucleotides long. The record is from RefSeq and is a predicted model, not a curated record. NCBI's taxonomy places the organism in Eukaryota, Metazoa, Chordata, Lepidosauria, Squamata, Elapidae.